AUGUCCAUAGCAUAUUUCUUUUUUGUCGUUUUUUUUCUGUUGAAUAAUGUGUCAUGUAUAAAUUUACAAAUAGGAAACCAAAAAUAUACGUUGAGUUCCAAUAAAAUAAAAAAAGAUAUAUUAGACUUUUACAACACGUUGAGUCUUUUGAAGUCAGAUAAGUACUUAAAAGACAACAUCAAAAAAAUAAAUUUAUACACCAAAUUUAGGAAGCGAUUGUACAAAGAUAGGUUAAGCGUUUACGCAAAUAUCAGCAUUAAGGAGAGAAGCGAAGAUGUACCUGUCAAAGUUGUAGUUAAAGAAAAGGAAAGUAAAGAGGGGGAGGAGGAGGACAAAAGUGGGAGCUCCGCUGGCACCAGCAUAACAGAUCACCAAGAAAUUUUCACCAACUUUUUAAAUUUCAAUAAAAAUAACUUUUUUUGUGUAGACGAAUUAGGACUUGACGUAAACAUUCCUCUGUUAAAAAAUAGCAACUUGGGGGCGAACAUUGUGUAUCAACUUCCAAAGGUGGUGUACAUAAAUGCAUACGCAAAUGCGUACAACACGAUUAUCAAGGGGGAGUUCAACACGAUCGAUAUUAUAAAAAGGGUGAGCUUUUUCCAAUUCUUCGACAAUUUUUAUGUGAAUGCAAAUUAUGACUUCAAAAAUGAAAAGGCGCUGGUAAAUUUGGAGAGCAAGCUGUACGAAUACUACAACAAGUACGGUGACAACAUAAGCUUUAACAACAAGAUCAUAAUCGAGCGCAACAACAAAAAUGACUACGACGGCUCGGUGUGCCUCUCCCUCAAGUACAACAACAACGUCUUUACGCCCAUUUUUAACUUCAAGGACAAGUCCUACGAGUACAUAUACGACAACCUCAGCCCCAACAGGAAGUUCAGCGUAAAAAUCGACAAAGACAGGAACGUCCACGUCAACUUCUUAUCCUUUGACAAGGUGAAUGACUCGAAUAAAUACUUUUUAUUUUUUAACUUUGUAUUUUCAAAUCCUAUGCAGUCAAUAAUAACGUUAAAGCGUGAAUUUAUUUUUUAAAAUGUUUGCCAAGCGGGCAAGUAUUUACGCGGCUGUAUAGGCAAACCGUUCAUUUGAGUUUGCAAGCAUGUAACGGAGGAAGUUUUAUGAGGCGCCCCAAUAGGAAGCAGGACGAUUUAUGCGGGUACGUAACGUGGGCACGGAUGUGCACAUACGGGUCUGUGUAAUUUUGCAGGCCCGUAGUGGAAGAAUACUACGUUGGCUCAAAAGAGUGAGAAAAAAAAAAAAAAGCACUACAAACUGUUAUUUUAUUUUAUUUUAUUUUUUUUCACAUUUGGCUUCAUUUUUCCUUGACCAUAAUUUUUUUUUUAAUGACUCACUCUUACGCACACAGAUAUGCAAACAAGCAUAUAACUGUGCGCACGUGUGUGCCGACCCCCCUCCCCUCUCUUUCCUUUUUAACAAACAAGUGUGCACGCCGUAUAUAUGUAUACACAUGCAUAGAUCAGCUUAGUGAAUUAAAAAGCCCUCCACCUUUACAGUUUACGGACCUUUUGCCCCACCUAUGUUUGUGUUAAAUGUGUUAAUUUUUAAAGGAAUGCGAGUGCGAUUUUACAUAUACGUUUAGGCUAUUCCUUUUUUUUUUUAUUUUUUUCUAUAUACAUGUACACCGCUGCUGUGCCUCUCGCCCACCUUAUGAGUAACGAUUUAUUCCAAGCUGUACCAACAAAAUGACAAUUUCUGUGAAUCUCUGGAGUUCCUUUU
This is a messenger RNA of Plasmodium vivax (malaria parasite P. vivax), 1737 nucleotides long. RefSeq lists its product as hypothetical. NCBI's taxonomy places the organism in Eukaryota, Apicomplexa, Aconoidasida, Haemosporida, Plasmodiidae. Bases 1 to 1032 code for a protein of 343 amino acids. The record is from RefSeq and is a predicted model, not a curated record. The transcript has 2 exons.